AUGAUGGUUAUGCUAUUCUGGCUGUAUUGCAUACUCCGGGUGCAAUGUGAAGAAAAGAACGAAAAAGAUAAGAGAACAUUUCUGAUUAAUUUGAAUGAAAUUGAUUCGUCAAAAUCAUUGCUAACUCAGAUAUAUGAUAAAGCCAUUGGUCUUGGAUUCAAUUUCAAUAAGUCAAACGCAGCUGCGCCUAAAGACAAACCACCGGCACAGAAACCAAAGAAACAGGAAAAGCCUCCUGCACAAAAACCAAAGAAACAGGAGAAACCAAAAAAGCAAGAGAAACCAAAGAAACAGGAGAAACCCAAAAAGCAGGAGAAACCUAAGAAGCAAGAUAAACCUAAAAAGCAAGAUAAGCCAAAGGAUAAACCCAAGUCAGGUGAUAAACCCAAAUCGGGUGACAAGUCAAAAGGCAAGUCAGGUGAUAAGUCAAAAUCAGCAGAUAAGUCCAAGUCAGGUGAUAAGUCAAAA
Enterospora canceri is the source of this 468-nucleotide messenger RNA. NCBI's taxonomy places the organism in Eukaryota, Fungi, Microsporidia, Enterocytozoonidae. The record is from the annotation of a GenBank genome assembly.